Molecule: messenger RNA, 1223 nt
Organism: Melanotaenia boesemani (Boeseman's rainbowfish)
Lineage: Eukaryota; Metazoa; Chordata; Actinopteri; Atheriniformes; Melanotaeniidae
Gene: pipox
Product: pipecolic acid oxidase
Exons: 8
Coding region: 37-1203 (388 amino acids)
Cellular component (GO): peroxisome
Molecular function (GO): sarcosine oxidase activity; L-pipecolate oxidase activity; flavin adenine dinucleotide binding
Source: RefSeq, a predicted model, not a curated record
AGAGUCUUAGUCAGGAACUUUCUGAAAGAAGUCAACAUGUCUGCUCAGGAGGAGUUUGACUGCAUCGUGAUCGGAGCAGGAGUUCAGGGAUCUUUCACAGCCUAUCAGCUGGCUCAAAGGAAGAGGCGGACUCUGCUGCUGGAGCAGUUUGUUCUGCCUCACACCCGCGGGAGCUCCCAUGGCCAGACUCGCAUCAUCCGCAAGGCUUACGAGCAUGACUUCUACACCCAGAUGAUGGAGGAGUGCUACGAGCUGUGGGCCCAGCUAGAGAGGGAGGCAGGUGUUAAGCUGUACAGACAAACAGGACUUCUGAUUAUGGGACCCGAGAAGAGUACUAAUUUCCAGAUGUUUAGGAAUACUCUGGUUAAUAACAAGGUUCCCAUGGUAACACUGACCAGUGACAACUUCAGCCAGCACAUCCCAAACGUGGUCCUGGCAGCAGGAGAUGGAGCGGUGGUGGAUGUAUCUGCUGGGGUCCUGUAUGCUGAUCGAGCCCUCAAGACCGUUCAGGAGCAGUUUCAGAAGUUAGGUGGGAUCCUACAGGACAAUGAGAAGGUGACUGACAUCAAACCGGGCCCCAUCGUCACCGUGACAACCUCUUCUCGUGUUUUCCGGGCUAAGAGUGUGGUGAUCACUGCUGGACCCUGGGCUAACAAGCUACUGGUCCACACGGGCCUCAACUUACCACUAGAGGUGGUGAAGAUCAAUGUAUGCUACUGGAGAGAGAAGGUUCCAGGGUCCUACGACGUGAAGCGGCGCUUCCCCUGCUUCAUACUGACUGAAGGUGAGGAGUCCAAAGAGCACAUCUACGGCCUCCCAUCCAACGAGUACCCAGGGAUGAUGAAGAUUUGCUACAGCAUCGGCAGCAGGACUGAUCCGGACUUCAGAGACCAGCAGACCAACCGGUCCGACAUAGACAUCCUCCAACGAUACAUCAGCCGAUGUUUUCCCGGACUGUUUCCUGAACCUGCUGUGGUGGAGAGCUGCAUGUACACAAUGACGCCUGACUCUCACUUCAUUCUGGACCACCACCCAACCUACAGGAAUAUCAUCAUCGGGGCCGGAUUCUCAGGUCACGGUUUCAAGUUCGGGCCUAUCAUCGGGAAGCUUCUUUGUGAACUCAGCCAGGGUGACGCGCCUUCUUAUGACCUUUCACCUUUCCAGAUCAGUCGUUUCCUGGACAAGCCCAAACCAGCAUUAUAGGGCUGAGCCGUGUUAAACAG